Penicillium atrosanguineum is the source of this 1101-nucleotide messenger RNA. RefSeq lists its product as uncharacterized. The record is from RefSeq and is a predicted model, not a curated record. Gene Ontology annotation, biological process: regulation of transcription by RNA polymerase II. Lineage: Eukaryota; Fungi; Ascomycota; Eurotiomycetes; Eurotiales; Aspergillaceae. The transcript is spliced from 2 exons. Bases 1 to 1101 code for a protein of 366 amino acids. Gene Ontology annotation, molecular function: DNA-binding transcription activator activity, RNA polymerase II-specific.
AUGCCUCCUCGUCGGGCGCAUACCAAGUCGCGCAAUGGCUGCGAUCAAUGUAAGCGGCGUCGGGUUAAGGCACCACCGCGCGGAGCUGAUGCAACCAAUGUGCGACACCCGUCGAUCCCUGACUCGCACGACUCGCGAGAUUCGGGGACGCCUAGGCCGCUCGCGCCCCUCAGCCCGGCCUCCACGCCAUCGGCUAUCUCGGGCGUACGUGAUCUAGAGCUGAUGCACCAGUUUUCUACCGAGACCUUCAAGACGGUCUGCACCGCCGAUUCAGAAUACCAUGUCUGGCAGACUAUCAUCCCGCGUCUGGCCCUACAGUACGACUUUUUGAUGAACGGCAUCCUGGCAUUGGCGUCACUACAUAUCGCCACCACGACCGAGUCGCCGACUUCCUUGGCCUACGUCGACACCGCACUUCAGUAUCAUAAUCUCACCUUCGCGCCCUUUCGUGCCGCGAUUGACAAUCUCACUUCGCAGAAUUGCGAAGCUGUGCUGGCACAGUCUAUCGUAACCACCGUAAUCGGCAUCGCCUUGCCGCGAGUUACCACCGCUCGGGAUGAGGGCUCUAACAUGACCGAGAAUAUCGUCGUGGUCUUUGAGCUUCUGCAGGGCGUCAAGAAGAUCAUUCACAUUGGAGGCUCCUGGAUUAAACUUAACCUAUUUACCCGCCAAAAGAGCUUACGGGAAUCCGAUGCUACCGAUCUGGAUUGCGAAACACAGGCCGCGCUCGAUCGGCUCGCUACCCUCAAUGACGAGACGCUGGCCAGUAUUGACACGGACCAGUAUCGCAUUAACAAAGACGUCAUCGCUCAUCUCCUGCAUUGCUUCACAUUAUUUUCAAAAUCAUUAGAUCCGGCCAACGUCCUCGCGUGGCUGGCUGCCGUGGAUAAAGAAUUCGUGGACAAUGUCCGGCGUCGCCAGCCAUUGGCACUGCUGAUUCUCAUGCACUGGGGGGUGUUGCUGGGCGAGCUAGAUGGCACGUGGUGGUGGGCUCGAAAAUCCGGUCGAGCUCUAAUCUCUGAAUUGUCGCACAUCUUGCGCCCGGGGGACAUGCGAUGGGCCGACUCGUUGGCUUGGCCUCAGCAGAAGAUGGGCCUAUGA